AUGCCCAGACAGCCUUCAUCCAAUGUCGAAGGUGCGCGCUCAAUAUCUCGCCAAUUCCUAUCGUCACUAGCACCGACCGUCCCUGCCGAUCCUGCAGAGACUCCUCCACCACAGCCAAUACAGUCUGUUUAUCCUAUACCUGGAGAACUUCCCUUCCUGUCUCAACCAACAUAUAGCCAGACGAUCCUGCAGGCUCCAACUCUUGCUACUGACUCUUCGUCUUUGCCACCUCAACCUCACGUCGCAGAUCUGCCGUCGGGCCGAAGCCGACGGCACAGUUCAUCAAGCAUGAGGAACGCAAGCACGACUUUUGAGCACGUCGCUCCUGCCUCAACUCCUACAGGUAGAGUCAGCAAGGCCAAAAAGGGCAAGCGUGUUCAUGCUUGUGAGUUUCCGGGAUGCGGAAAGGUCUUCACCCGGGCAGAACACAGGAGGCGGCAUGAACUGAACCAUAACCCAGACGCAGUGUUCAGAUGCCAGCAGCCCAGUUGCGGAAAGGCAUUCCACAGGCUGGAUCUAUUGCAAAGACAUCAAGAGAGACAUGAAACAGAGGCCUCGCCGUUGUUGUCAGCGUCGAGGCCACAACAUAGCAACAUCUAUACUUCACCACCAUCUGUUCUUCCCUCAACACCUUUGGUCAGUACAGCGUCCGAGAACGUGUCGAGAACGACAUCUAGCGGAGUAUCGAUAGGCUCCCUGAUUCAUCCUCCCCAAUCACAAUACAACACAUCAGAUCCUACCCUUGGCUUUGGGACGUAUAUGCCUACCUUUUCACAUGCAGUUGACCCAUAUUACUACGGCUCUGAAGGGAGUCAUUCUCCAGCUUCUGACCAUUUUGGUCGUGCCCACCGUCCAAGCAUCUCCUCAGCUUCUUCAGUCAUUGCCUUUGAACCCCACUCAACAUCUCCCAACAUGUCUGCAUUGAUACCUGGCACGUGGAUACCUUCUGUCUCCACUCCACCAGUAGCCUUGACAUCCAGCGCUUACGACGAUGGCCAAGUUCCGUAUCUUUCAUCUUCUACAGUCAAUCCCGUGCCACAACACCUCCGCGAACUGGAUGGACAUGAGUUCGCCACGAUACAGCGAGAGCUAUCCAUGGUACCCGGACUCAUUUUCGACUCACCUAGUCCCGAAUUACCCAGAUAUAUACGAUUCGAUUGUCUAGAACUAUAUUGGAAGUACUUUCAUCCUUCAUUUCCAAUCGUGUACAAGCCCAACUUUGUCAUGAAUACACCACCACCUCUGCUUCUUAGUGCUGUCCUAGCCACAGGCUCCUUCUAUGAUUCGCGUCCAGAUGCUCGGCUGUACUCUUUGGCUCUACAGGAGAUCGCAACAAAGCUUCUCCGACAGCGAGAAAAUAUCACGGCGAAAUCUCGCAUCGCAGACCUGCAGACCGUUCUACUUCUCGAAAUCUUGAGCAGAUACUGCGCCAGACAUACUUCACCCGCAACAUCGGCACGUUUCAGAGCUCUAUUUGCCAGCUUGCAUGAAACUCGACAGAAAAUUAGUCAGAAUUCCUUGUCAGUCUUCAAAACUUUAAAGGCGACAAGAACCGACAACGACCUGAAGCGGGCUCACACGUUUUGGUUGGAAAACGAGGCUGGAAGAAGGAUCUUUCAUGCGUGCAGCAUCCUUGACAUGCAGCAAGUGGUGCUAUUCGGUGAACGACCCACAAUCAUCACUCACGUACCCGCAGUCGGUCAGGAUUUCAAUGCUCAAGAAGGUCUCGAAUUGCCUUGCGGCGAAGCGCUUUGGAAUUGCCCAUUCGAGGAGUGGGCUGCCAACGCCUCAAUCGCAAGCCCUAUGAAUAUUAGCACAGCUCGUAAGAAUUACAGAACCACGACUCUUGACGACUUCUCCUUCUUCCAGCAUCAAAUCAUCUAUGCCGAUUCCACUGCUCCUCAGAGAUGCUUGGACGAGGAGUGCAGUCCUACACAGGGAUCUGGACUACUUGGCAGAACACGGUUUAAUUAUCAUGUGUUCCAAAUGGCAAAGUAUAUGCCAGUACGAGCGAUCCUGGCAGUGGCAGGAGAUUCAUGGUUGCUUGGCAAAAAGAUCGAAUCUGAAUCAGAUUAUGACCAGGCCAAGAGCGUGGUCCGUGGAUGGGUCAAUAUGACAAAAACUGCAACGCCUUCGGAGCAAGUUGCAGACUGUAUCAGAGCGCACUGGCAUGCUCUGAAAGUGCUGAGAAUGACCAUUAACCUCGAAGAUGAGAAAGCACCAUUUCGAACCACGCACAUGCUGCAUGAAGAUUGGGCCGUCUAUCUGGCAACACUCGUCUGCUGGAUUCGCGGCUACGGGCACAGCGGGAAAGUGCAAAGCACAGUCCGAGCUGCGCCAACCCUAGCAACGAAUCCUCUGCCAGCUGCUGAGAAACGGAAGGCAAUACAGGAAGAUACACCUUCUCGAAAACGUCAAGCGCAUACACAACCUUUCUCUAACACUUUGUUCGCACCCUCUUCCGCAGCUCGAGCAAUCCGAAUUCCACAUUCAAUUCCGACCACAUUGGACGAUACUCGGACUUGGUUUACAUACGGACAUGCUGACCCAAUCCCAUCUUCCUGGAACGAGAAUGCUUACUACGAUCCCCUGCUGGCUUACCACGCUCAUAGUGACUCUGCUUCGACUGCAGAAUCUUCAGUAUACACUAUCUCCACACCUGCAACAGGACCGACACGCACGGCCACCAACACUCCACAAUCACAGUCAAGUCGAGCAACAACAGCUGCUACCGUGCAUUUGCCGCCCACGGACGGUGCUAUCGCUGAGCUAAGAACAUAUCUAGCACUGACGGAUGUACCCACGAUAAAAGACCUAGAAGCUUUAGAUCCAAGUAUUCUUGGCCGCACCAGAGGCGUCCUCGAUGCUAUCCGCAUCUAUAAGAUUGGAGCUAAGCGAAUCGUGGGCGGUUUGAUGGACGACGCCGAACAGGUCCUUGCACGAUUAGCUGAGGGUCGAAACAACAUGUUCUGA
Lithohypha guttulata is the source of this 2973-nucleotide messenger RNA. RefSeq lists its product as uncharacterized. Gene Ontology annotation, biological process: DNA-templated transcription; regulation of transcription by RNA polymerase II. NCBI's taxonomy places the organism in Eukaryota, Fungi, Ascomycota, Eurotiomycetes, Chaetothyriales, Trichomeriaceae. The transcript is spliced from 4 exons. Gene Ontology annotation, molecular function: DNA-binding transcription factor activity, RNA polymerase II-specific; RNA polymerase II cis-regulatory region sequence-specific DNA binding; zinc ion binding. Gene Ontology annotation, cellular component: chromatin. The record is from RefSeq and is a predicted model, not a curated record. Bases 1 to 2973 code for a protein of 990 amino acids.